This is a messenger RNA of Micropterus salmoides (largemouth bass), 7118 nucleotides long. It is a transcript of the gene tspan9a, whose product is annotated as tetraspanin 9a. The record is from RefSeq and is a predicted model, not a curated record. The coding region runs from base 722 to 1747 and encodes 341 amino acids. Gene Ontology annotation, cellular component: membrane. The transcript is spliced from 7 exons. Lineage: Eukaryota; Metazoa; Chordata; Actinopteri; Centrarchiformes; Centrarchidae.
UAGUUGCGUCUACCGAUCAUAGCACAGCAUCAGCCAGAGUGCUGCUAGUGGGAGAGCAGAGCACAGGCAGUGCGGAGGACUGAGCCGCUGAGCACUGAAUGGCACACUAGAGAAGACAGGCGCACUUAAAAAGGGACAGAGUGAGAGAGUAAGGGAAGAGAGAGUGCAUCAGAGCACGUUGAGAAAAGGAGGACAGAAAAGGAGCAGAGACGUGGAAAGAGGAGAGGAGAGUGAGGAGGGGGGAAAAGUUACCAGGUCAGCAAGAGAACGUGGAAGUGGAACAGCUGAGCCUCACUGGGGUCCCUCUCUCACUGGAACAGCCUGGCACAGCAAAGCAGCACAGGAGGAGAGUGAUAUUACAAGAGAGGUUAGAGGGAGUAUUGUCACUUCUUCCUGGAAAGACAGCCCUGUUAUAAUGUAAGGGUAAUGUUCCUCACAGGACCCUUCUAUACAGCAAGCCAGCAGCAGCAAGCAGAAGACACUUAAGCUUGGAAGGGGUGCUUGAAUAGUGCAGCUCUACUCACUUCUACACAGGAGACUUUCUUACCGAACUGUGUGCUUUCAGGUGAAUGUAGUUGUUUCUGUGAGGCUUUUAUCUUUUUUUGCUCCAGAGUGAGAAGCACUGGCGAUUUGGAGGGUGAGUUGUUCUGCCCCGUCAUCUCUGAGACUAUGGUAGACUGUGCGUCAGGGAUCCCUUCAACAGCAGCUGCAGCCUUAGAGCAUGGAGAAGUCCAGCAGUGAGGAGUCAGCCAUUCACCGUAGCCCUUCAGUAGAUAGCCACGACUCGGAUUUUGCCCAAGCAUCCACGUCUGGCCGUCCGUUCGGCGGCCGGGGCUUCACUGCCGGCGCAUUCUACGGGUCCACGGGUCCACGCAAAAACGCACAGCAGGGGCAGGCUGGAGCAGCAGCUGACACCAGCGCAGGAGACAAGACCAACAACAAGUACAGCUCACCCAAAAGCAGCAAAUACGUGGUCUUUUACCUGGAUCUAUCCUUUGUGUUCCUUUUAGAAUUCAAGAAGUGCAACAUGGCAAGAGGCUGCCUCUGCUGCUUGAAGUAUAUGAUGUUCAUCUUCAAUCUCAUCUUCUGGUUAUGUGGCUGCGGGCUGCUCGGCGUGGGCAUCUGGCUCUCUGUGUCCCAGGGCAGCUUCGCCACCUUCUCGCCCUCAUUCCCCUCACUGUCGGCUGCCAACAUGGUCAUUGCCAUCGGCGCCAUCGUCAUGGUAACAGGCUUUCUCGGUUGCCUGGGCGCCAUCAAGGAGAACAAGUGCCUGCUUCUGAGCUUCUUCAUUGUCCUGCUGAUAAUUCUCCUGGCAGAGCUGAUAUUACUCAUCCUGUUCUUUGUGUACUCAGAUAAGGUGAGUGAGAAUGCCAAGCAGGACCUGAAGGACGGGCUGGCUCUCUAUAACUCAGAAAACAACAUAGGCCUGCGAAAUGCCUGGAACAUCAUCCAGGCAGAGUGGAAGUGCUGCGGUGUGAUAGCAUACACCGACUGGCACGAUGCCCUGAAGGAGAAGGUAGUUCCUGACCGCUGCUGCCAGGAGCACUACCAGAACUGUGGGCGUAACUCUACCACCAUGUUCUGGAACAGGGGCUGCUUCGAGAAAGUGGAGGAAUGGCUGGAUGACAACAAGCACCUGCUGGGAACCAUUGGCAUGGUCAUCUUAGUAGUGCAGCUCCUGGGUAUGGCGUUCUCCAUGACGCUGUUCCAUCACAUCCACAGAACGGGGAAGAAGUACGACGCUUAGCCUUGAGGAGAGGUGCCCAAUGGAGAGGAGCCCCACUGCCUAAUGGGAUAAGACUCUGAUUUAAACACCCCUACUUCCCCCCUUAAUUUACAACCUCUUUAGAGCAUCUUUUGCCCCCCCUCCCCUCCUAUACCUUCUGUACAGAUUCCAGCUGGGUCCCCGCUCUAUUCUGCUCUCUCCUCUCACCAUUCAUUUUGCCAAAGAGUAACACAACUGGAAGAGAAGGGACACCUACUUUUGGCAAGGAAGAGAAUCCCAUUGGUUUGUCACUCCUCUUGAGUACAUUUAUUUUAUUUUAUUUAAAAAAAAAUUCUUUUUUUGCUUGGACUAACAAUUUGCUGGAAAGGACGGACUUUCAGACAAUGAACACUUAACUAAUGCCCACGCACCCCAAUCUGAGGCAAAGAGAACAUAUGAAACUGAUCAUAUCCUUUUUCCUUAUGUUGACUAAAGUCAAGCUCCCUUUUCACUUGUAAAUGAAAAAAAGUUCCAACAUGGCAUGCUAGUUUUCUACUUUACCUUACCUUUGUCGUCGAAAUGUCAAACGUCUUUAUUUUGUUUUAUUUGUUUUUUUAAGUAUGUCAUUGACGUUCCUGUGGAAUGUGAGUGUUGAACAGAUCAGUGCAAUGAGUUCUCAGACAUGCAGUGUGUGUGUGGGGUUGGAUUUGACGUGACGUUGCUGCAGAGGGGCACAGACAUGUAAUCCAUGCUUCAUAUUUAUUUCAUUCAGCCGUGCAGAUUUGGGUAAAGCAAGUGUGAUGGAGGGACGUCAUGUACGCGUGAGGAAUCAUCAGUGGAUUUGUUUUAUACCAAACUCUGCAGUAUCCUCUGAAUAAUACAUUUUAAUGCACAAAUCUGCCUGGGAACACACGCACACAAUUUGUACUGCUACACAGCAGCAGUAUUCCCAUUCCCUGAGAGACAAUACAAAUGGUGUAAAAAUGGCUGUUUAUUAGGUCUCCACCAGGACUGUCAAGUGAAGAGAUCUGGGUGAUGUAGUCCCCCCUUCCAGACAAUAGACUGAAUUUUAUCACAUUGUCCAAGCUGCAGAGCAAAAAAUCAAACAGCACAUAGAAACAUGGAGAAGCAAGGGCACAGGGGGCAAAAACAAAGUAGACAUGUUGUCUCCUUGUUGCAAUCAAUUGUGUUAGCGGAGGCGGCUAGAGCCUUUCUUCUCUAUAUUCUUGAGCUCUCAUCCAUUUGCUCUGCCCUCCUUGUUCUCUCUCUGGCUGUCAAGUGCUCCUGCCUCACUCCCCCCCCCCCCAAAAUUUCUUUCCCAAAUGUCAGAAAGCAUGCUCUAUCCAUACACACACCACCAUUCCUCCUUAUCAUGUAGUUCCACCUCUGGUUCGCAACUUCUUACCAAUUUUACGUAAGCAUCCUUUUCUUGCAACCACAGGAGAGGCAGGAGGGAGUGUAGGCAGAUCAAAGCUGAGACAGAUAGGUAUGGCAACAUGCCCUGUAGGACAUGUCUGUUUAUGUCUGAUUCGCUGCAGGAGAUCUGAGCAUCAGCCUACAUCCUUAAGACUGAAAAUAGUUCUACAUCUGCUGUGGCGACUUAGAGAAAAUGCCCACCGGUGUAUUUGUUUUAGGCUUCAACAUAUCUGAGCUUGUGAGAGGCGGUGGUGAAAAGGAUUAGCUAAUUAAUACAGAAUAAGUUUAGGCCAUUAUUUGAUUAUGAUUUUUUUUGUCAUCAGUUCUGACAGUGUACUCGCAAAAGUAAAUGAUGAGGUUUGAGAACAUGGCUACAGCAUUUCCACACCAUCCUACAAGGGCAAGAAACGAUCAGGCAGGUUUUAAACAUGCCAACAGUUUAACCAGAUUAGCAACCGCUUUAUUCACAAAACAGAAAGCGAGUGCUCUCGAAAUGUCAGUAAUAAUACCUCAUUGCACAGGAAAACUGUGUUCACACUUCUACAGAAAGGACAACAGGUCAAAGUUGAACCCAAAAGUCAGUCUGGAAACUGCUGUUGUUCACAGAGGUUGAAGAAAUUUGCUGAUACAAAAGCCCGGCACACCGACAUAGGUGAUUACUCUGGAUGAUUAGAUUCAUCCAUUGUGGGGACUUUGGAGGGCACUGUGUUGGGCAUAAAUUUCACUCUCCGAAUUCAGAUACUAAAAAUGUGGGACAGUAAAAAUAUUGCACUAUAUGGCAAAGGGGGAGUGAUUUCGGACACAGCCGAUUUUUGUCACUCUGGCACAGGAAGUGAUCCCCAGUGCACUGAGUGGCUUGUUGGUUUCUCCAACAACCGAAAGAAAAAAAGAAAAACAACCAAUCAGCGAGUACAAGCCCAGACACGUUUCAAUUGGCUAUGUGCUCGUUGCCCCAGCAGACUUCUUUUUAGAAAUGUUGCCACAUUCCCAGAUCUCAGCGAAGAACUUGCAGGACUAUUACUGAUAGUAAUGAUGGCCCAAACUACAGAAAUAAGUUCAACUUGUAAUAAACUGGAAUUACCCUUUAACUGGAGAAGACAGAUGAUCAUUUUUUGCUGCUGUCUACAGAGUAGAGAAAUAAUGGGGACCAGAAGUGAUCGCUUUGGAUGAAGCAUUGGAACUUAGACACUGCGUUGCUGCUACAUGGACAAAAAUUAGACAUUCUUCCAGUCUGGCGGCCUGUCUGACUCAGAGUCUCACCUGAAGUCACUCUUAAAGUUUUUGUUUGUUUGUUUGUUUACUGGUUUUAUAAUGACUUAAUCUGAGAGACACAUAUUUAGAAAGUGGGUGGGGGGGUUCGUGCAUCAGGAAGCAACAGAUUUAGGUGGUUAUGUGCAGCGACCCUGCUGGCUGUGAUUCACUGCCUGCCCCCAUAUGCGCCGACUCUUCUUGCUGUGUCCAGGGGGGAACAUGACAGCUGCUGAUGUACAGCGCCGUCACGAGCGGUCACAUCUCCUCUGCUUGGCUGCCUGCACAAACUCUCUACACAUCCCUUAUUUACUGCCUCGCUCUGCAGACACCCCGCGUUACAUAUACGAUAGCUGGCAGCACUGACACUGUAGAAAUACAGCUGCACUCUUUGGAUGCCUCGAAGCAGGUGUGAGGUAUAUUCUGCACCCAGAAGGGGUUAUAGGAGAAAUAUCUAGAACUAGUUCUGUAAAUCAGACUGAAUUGUACAACUAACUGCAGGCAAGGAAUUUCAGAAGAAACCCAAGAUAAAUAUUUUGCUGUGUUGCUUCGUCUUGCAUGGGGUGGGAAAGUGUUAAAACGCACAUGCCACAGGAAAUGUGAGAUAAGUGCAAAUAAAACAAAUCCAGCGUCUGUCUCCAAAUCUGACGUCAUACUUCAGAGACCCAGCCUGCAAACUGUGUAACUCUUUGCCCCCUGACUGAUCUGACUGUGCUGACAUUCUCUGCUCUGUGUGAACUCCAUUUCCACUCUGCCACUGUCACCUAGUUUUCACGGUUUAUAUCGGAGAAAAUGUUCCUUCAUGUUUUUAGAAUGCAGCGAUGAAUGCCAUUUUAACAAAAGCUGUUUAAUGAUGUUAUUUUUGUAUAAAUUGGUUGUCACUGUUUUAAUGUUUGUUUUUAUACGAUGUACUGUUAUUUUUUCUCGUUGUAGGCAGUUUUUACUGGCUUUUUUUUCUCCAUUCAUGACAGAAUGUCAUUGGCACCGAUUAUGAGAACAUGACACCAUUAAGAAUUUGUUUCUUACAGGAUUAGUCUUUGCGAUGUUCCUCUACAAGGUGCAAAAACGCCUUUCUGUCUUAACAUUGCUACAGGCAGUUAACACAAUUAGGUCAGAAUUAAUAGAGGGAAAAUUUUGCAUCUAGCAUCGGGUGAAGCGCACAAAAGACAUACUGCACGCUUGUCGUCCUGCUUCUCUUUAUUAGGACCUAGUUUAAUUAAACAAGAAUGUGCUGGAACAAUCAGCAGUAUGUCUUUUAAAGCUGCCAGUAUACGGCCCAUUAUGUAUUUCUAGAGCAUGAUCUAUUAGAUGACACUGAACAACACAGAGCUCAUGUCCUACAGUAUAUCGGCCCUUUAGGUUAGCCCCAAAUGUAAAUAUGCUAAUUCUAUCAACUGAUGUAACUUACUGUUAUACUUUACCUCUGCCACUUAUCACAUUUACAUUGACAGUUUGACAUUUUCUAAUUAAAACAAGCUGUUUUCUAAAUCGAACAACCUAUGCUCUUUUCUACUCAUUUUCGGACAUACCUUCCACCGAUAAGUUACCCAUUUAUAGUUUGAUCGUUUUUCUGCCUCUGUUUCUUCUUACAGGAAGUACAGGAACAGUGUAAAUUUGAUGUAAAUUUGUGUUUUUGUCAGUAUGGUUUUCAUAUUUUCUUUGACUGCAUUCGCAUCUUGUAGUGAGACACUUUUUUCUGUAUUUUUGUUUUUGUUUGUUUUGGAAGGAGUAUGUAUGGAAGUACUCCAAGUAAGCCACAGAGCCUGUAAAGAAAGAAUGCACAUGCAGUAAUUGGGUUUUGUCUGCUGUGAAGAAUUUUGACACACAGAAACUGUUUAGGAUUUUAUGGUUUUCUUUUUCUUUCUUUCUUUUUUUUGACAUAUAAUUUCCGUAAUUUCCUCCUAAUCCGUCACCCGUGCUAGUGCUGAAUAUCUGAGCAGUGGAAAUGUAUGCUCUAGAAAUGGUGUGUUUGAUGUUGUGUUCUGCUGGGUGGCACUACCUGAUACCUGCCAGCCUUGUCCUGUGGAGUUUUCUGCUACAUGUGAAAGCACUCUGAAUAUCUAUACUAGGUGGUGCACAACCUUCUCUUUAUUCUCUAAAUCAACUAUUUUUAAAUAAAGAAAAGAGUGUCACAAAAUCCCACGAUACCGUACGCUCAUUGCCUUUCAUGUUUAAUGACUCGGUGCUCCUGAUGAAUUCCCUUUUUAUGUCACUGUCAGUUAUAUAUGCAGCAUUUAAACAGUAUUUGAUGCCAGAUUUUUUGUGGGCUGGAAGACAGGACUUGGUAUGAAGAGCAAAGUGAAGCGGUGUCGCAGCAGGUCCCAUGGUGUAAUUAAUGAAAGAGAUUGGCAUUGCUGCCUUAAAAUGGCCUCUUUUAAAAAAAAAAUCACAAACCGUGAAGGACUGUUGUCCUAAAGACUCUGAGAUGAGCUAAUGGUAGUCAGCCAGUUGAGCAGAGGGGUUUUUUAAAGAACAAAAGGGAGAUGAUGAAAGUGGGAACCAUCACCAAUUUGUCUCGUGUUUCUACAGCAUGGAGUGAGCAGCAGAGUAUUUUUGUAUGGAGCUUUAUCCCUUUUUUAACCUAAGGCCCAUGUGUGAUAGUGAGUAGAGUUUAUUGUGCCAUUCCAUCCUGGCUUUAUGUUUUACAUCACUGUUCCUUCUAUGCAAAAAUAUGACCUAUUUUAGCCUUUGUACAGAUUAUUUUGUAUGAGUAACAUGUACUGAAAUAAAGUGAACAGAAUCAACCGUG